Messenger RNA from Cryptococcus amylolentus CBS 6039, 714 nucleotides. RefSeq lists its product as hypothetical. Bases 1 to 714 code for a protein of 237 amino acids. The record is from RefSeq and is a predicted model, not a curated record. Gene Ontology annotation, molecular function: protein binding; fatty-acyl-CoA binding. NCBI's taxonomy places the organism in Eukaryota, Fungi, Basidiomycota, Tremellomycetes, Tremellales, Cryptococcaceae. The transcript is spliced from 6 exons.
AUGACCGAUCCCACCCCCAGAGAACAAUUCGAAGCCGCUUCCCCUUGGCUCGCCUCCGCCCCGGCGGCUGCUGGUCUCCCAAAUGAGACCAAACUCGAACUGUACGGGCUCUUCAAAUUCGUCACCACCAAUGAAGGACCAAGUUCACCCCGACCUUCGAUCUUCUACCCUGCCAACAGGGCAAAGUUUGACGCUUGGACAUCAACCUUCAAGCAAUAUACGUCGUUGAAUAUUGAGCCUGCAGAUGCUCAGGCAAGAGCCCAGGGGCGUUAUGUCGAUAUUGCGAAGCAGGUUGGAUGGGACGGCGUGAUCAGAGACGAGGAUGAUAUUGAUCUGGAGAAUCUGAGCGAUAGUGAUGAUGAAGAGGACGAAUCCAGAAAAGGUGGUUCAGGGAAAGAUGGAUGGAGGUCGGUGAGCGUCAUGGAGGGCGCGGGUAAGAAGAGCGCAGAAGAUCCUAUACAUGACGCGGUAUCGACAAACGACUCGGUAGAGGUAAAGAGACUGUUACAAAACGACAAAGGACUUGUCAAUGCCGUAGAUGAGUUUGGCUAUACACCAUUACAUCUCGCAGCGGAUAGGGGUUAUCCUGAUAUGACCAGACUGUUGCUAGAGCACGGGGCUGAUCGGAACGUCAAAGACCAGGACGAGCAAACACCUCUCAUGCUCGCGGAAAUAUCAAGCCGAGACGACAUCAUCGUUAUACUAUCAUCAUAG